AAUAUUUUUCCACUGCCUCCUAAUAAUUAUUAUUAUUUUUCUUUCCUUUUUUUUCCUUUCUUCUCUCCUCUGUCGCGUUUUCGAAGGUCGGAGAAAGCUUUCGCAGAAGAAAAAAAAAAAAAAAGCUAGAGAGAGAAAGAUACAGAGAGAGAGAGAGAGUGGUUAGGGUUUCCCGUUCGAUUUCGUUGCCUUCCGAGAGCUGAAUCUCCCGCCUCUGUAUCCGUUGCUUCCAAAACCCUAACUUUGCUUUCUCGGGCUCGAUUUGGUGUUGGAGGUGGAGAACUCAGUGAUGGGCGCCGCCCCGGAGAAGUCUCAUUCUAAUUCCAAUUCGUUGCAGAGAGUGAAGGUGUAUCAUUUGAAUGAAGAUGGUAAAUGGGAUGAUAGAGGAACUGGGCAUGUAAGCAUCGACUAUGGGGAGCGUUCUGAAGAACUCAGUCUAUGUGUAGUCGAUGAGGAAGAUAACGAAACGUUACUUGUGCAUCCUAUCAACACUGACGAUAUUUACAGGAAGCAAGAAGACACAAUAAUUUCGUGGAGAGACCCUGAGCGCUCAACAGAAUUGGCUUUGAGCUUUCAAGAGACUGCCGGGUGCUCUUAUGUAUGGUUAGUGAAGAAAUUUCUCCCAUUAUCCAUGUCUAUUCCUCCUUCAUUUCUACAUCUCCCAAUACUCUUGACUGGAAUUAUUGUUUUUGUAAUAUUCAGGGAUCAAAUCUGCAGUAUGCAACGAAAUUUGCAUUUCGGCUCUUUGAACAGUGAAACAUUUCACAGCCUGAAUAGUGAGUUGAAGGAGCUUCCUGCUGUAGAGCUUACUACACUUCCUCUAAUACUGAAGAUUGUUACAGAGAGUGGCAUGACAGAUCAGAUGCGUCUUACUGAAAUUAUAUUGAAGGAUCAUGAUUUCUUCCGGAAUUUGAUGGGUGUGUUUAAAAUAUGUGAGGAAUUGGAAAAUGUUGAUGGUCUUCACAUGAUAUUCAAUAUCGUCAAGGGAAUCAUUCUGCUCAACAGUUCUCAGAUCCUUGAGAAAAUAUUUGGAGAUGAGCUGAUCAUGGAAAUUAUCGGAUGCCUUGAGUAUGAUCCUGGUGUUCCUCACUCGCAGCAUCACCGGAAUUUUCUGAAGGAACAUGUCGUUUUUAAGGAGGCAAUACCAAUUAAAGAUCCCUUAGUCCUGUCAAAGAUACACCAAACCUACAGAAUCGGUUACUUGAAGGAUGUUGUUUUGGCUAGAGUUGUAGAUGAUGCUAUUGUUGCAAACUUGAAUUCAGUAAUCCAUGCGAACAAUGCCAUUGUUGUUUCAUUGCUGAAGGAUGAUAGCACUUUUAUUCAAGAAUUAUUUGCAAGGUUGAAGUCACCGUCUACAUCUAUGGAAUCCAAGAAAAUUUUGGUAUAUUUCCUGCACGAAUUUUGUAGUUUAAGCAAGAGCCUCCAAGUGGUGCAGCAGCUACGGCUUUUUAGGGACCUUAUUAAUGAAGGGAUUUUUCAUGUCAUAGAGGAAGUCUUGCAGAUUCCCGACAAAAAACUCGUAUUAACUGGGGCAGAUAUCCUGAUGCUUUUCUUGGCUCAAGACCCCAACCUUUUACGUUCUUAUGUUGUUCGUACAGAAGGAACCCCCCUGCUCGGCCUCCUGUUGAAGGGAAUGACGGAAGACUUUGGUGAAAAGAUGCAUUGCCAAUUUCUAGAAAUUAUCCGAACAUUACUGGAUGCAAAUGCAUUGUCUGGUGGAGUUCAGCAGAGAGCGAAUAUCAUGGAUAUUUUCUAUGAGAAGCAUCUACCUGAGUUAGUGGAUGUUAUUACUUCCUCAUGUCCUGACAAGUCAGCCAACACAUCUGAAGGCGCAGCCGGAAGGAUCAUCACAAAGCCUGAAGUCCUACUGAACAUAUGUGAACUGCUGUGCUUUUGCAUCAUGCAAGAUUUAUCUAGAACGAGAUGCAGUUUUCUCCAAAACAACGUGACUGAAAAGGUCUUCCAUCUCACACGGAGAAAAGAAAAAUACCUAGUGGUUGCCGCUAUUCGAUUUGUCCGUACUCUCCUAUAUGUGCAUGAUGAUUAUGUCCAGAGUUACGUUGUUAAGAACAAUGUUCUGAAACCGAUUAUGGAUGUCUUCAUUGCCAAUGGGAACCGGUACAAUCUACUGAACUCUGCCGUCUUGGAUCUGCUUGAGCACAUACGCAAGGGAAAUGCGACUCUGUUACUCAAAUACAUAGUUGAUACGUUCUGGGAUCAGUUGGCCCCGUUUCAGUGCUUGGCCUCCAUCCAGGCUUUCAAGCUCAAGUAUGAACAGUGCUUAGAAACUGCCAGACCGAAAAGCACAGCUGAUGCUGUUGAUCCGAGAAGAAGAGUUGAGGAGCGUGCUUUGGAUAAAGAGGAGGAAGAUUAUUUCAACGAAGAGAGCGAUGAAGAAGAUUCUGCAUCUGCUUCGAAUACACAAAAGGAAAAACCUGCUUAUAAUACAGAGAAAGAUCAAGCAGAGCCUCAUCUUUCAAAUGGAGUGGAUGCAAGCCCUUCUUCUUCUUCCAGCACGAGGUCUGGAGGCUUAGUUGACUAUGAGGACGAUGAAGAUGAUGAAGACUAUAAGCCUCCUCCUCUGAGGCAGUCAGAGGAGGACGAAGACGAGCUCCUUAGCUUGAAACGCAAAUCCCCUUUGGUGGAAAGAGAACAAGAGCCAUCCAAAAAAACACGGCUGGGUAAAAGAGAAAAUGUGUUUACUGUGCUGUGCUCGACGCUGAGCCAUGCAGUGCGAACGGGCAAGAAAAGUCAAGGCACGUCUGAAUCUGCAGCCAAGGAACCUGAGGAAUCUAGAAGUAGUGAAGAGAAUACUAGAAGCAGUUCAGAUGAUGAAGGCCGUAAGGAGGAUGAUGGAGUUGCCUGUUGUGAACACGGAACAUCAUCAGACAAUGGAAAGCUGAAUGCGGAAGAAUCCGUGGUAGUAGCUCAAAAAUCAUCACCUGAGAUGGCUGUAAAUGGCCGUGCAGCCACACUAUAAAUUUUUGAAUUUUAGUAUAUUUUUAUUUGAAAUGGAAAUGUAAUAGGCCUACAAAAUGUAAGCUCAACAAGCUAACAUUCUUUUUUGUAUUUUAUGGCUUUUAUUCUGUGGGCUUAUAUUUGAAAUGGAAUCUAGUAUUUAGAUAA
Messenger RNA from Brassica napus (rape), 3126 nucleotides. RefSeq names its product serine/threonine-protein phosphatase 4 regulatory subunit 3. The record is from RefSeq and is a predicted model, not a curated record. Gene Ontology annotation, biological process: protein dephosphorylation. Gene Ontology annotation, cellular component: protein phosphatase 4 complex; nucleoplasm. Gene Ontology annotation, molecular function: protein phosphatase activator activity. Bases 290 to 2980 code for a protein of 896 amino acids. The transcript has 23 exons. Lineage: Eukaryota; Viridiplantae; Streptophyta; Magnoliopsida; Brassicales; Brassicaceae.